Messenger RNA from Melitaea cinxia (Glanville fritillary), 1505 nucleotides. Its product is annotated as facilitated trehalose transporter Tret1-like. The record is from RefSeq and is a predicted model, not a curated record. The transcript is spliced from 7 exons. Bases 1 to 1428 code for a protein of 475 amino acids. Gene Ontology annotation, cellular component: membrane. Lineage: Eukaryota; Metazoa; Arthropoda; Insecta; Lepidoptera; Nymphalidae. Gene Ontology annotation, biological process: transmembrane transport. Gene Ontology annotation, molecular function: transmembrane transporter activity.
AUGAAAAUUAACAUUUCUUCAGCCGUGAUCAGACAGUAUGCUCUUGUUUUUACCGUUAAUCUCGCCGUUCUCUCGACUGGUAUGAGCUUGUCCUGGCCAUCACCAGUUCUUGUGAAACUACAGAAUUCUACUGAGACACCUCUACCAGAACCCGUCACAGAUGAAGAGGGAUCAUGGAUCGUUUCUGCUGGAUUCCUAUGUUGCUUAAUUUCAAAUAUUUUCGGCGGUAUGCUGCUAGAUGUUAUCGGUAGAAAGUACUGCAUCUUGUUGGCUAUGGUUCCGAAGUUACUAAUGUCGUUCAUACUCAUAUUCGCUAACAGAGUAUGGAUGUUCAUAUUUUGUAGAGCAGUUAUGUUGAUGACAGAUUCAUUAGUGUUCAUCGUCGUUCCUGUUUAUGCUUCUGAAAUUGCUUGUAAAGACAAUCGCGGUGCGUUAGGCACGUUUCUUCAAAUAUUCUCGUCACUCGGUAUUGUAGUAACACUAGGAGUGGGACCCUUUCUAUCGUACACCACCUAUAACGUGUUGUUAACGGCAACGAUAGCUGUAUGCACUAUACCCUUAAUUUUUCUACCGGAUACGCCUUUCCAUCUAUAUGCUAAAGGUCGCAUCGAUGACGCUAUGAAAGUGUUAUCUUCAAUAAGAGGAUCAGAAGAAAAAGCCAAACAAGAGAUGGAAGAAUACAGAUCUAGUAAAAAUAAUGAAGAAAAGGUUGCCAAAGUGGCGUUAUUCAAAAAUCAAAUGUUUUGGAAAUCCGUAUCCUUAGGAAUUUUAGUAGUAGGAGGAGCACAGCUCACGGGAACUAAUGCUGUGCAAUUUUAUUUACAAACUAUUUUAGAGUCUACACAAACUAGCGUUAAGCCUGAAAUUGCGUCCGUUAUUAUUGGCAUAAUUCAAAUUUUGGCUAGCUUUUUCACAACUCCGAGUACUACUUGGUUCAAUAGGAAGACGAUAUUGUUAACAUCUCUUGCGGGAAUAUCCUUUGGUAUGUUGGGACUCGGUACAUUUUUCAAGACAAUCGAAACAGAAGGCUACAAAAUUACCGGCUUUAUGAACUACUUACCAAUUAUAUCACUGAUACUGAUCAAAUUCUGUUACAGUGCUGGUAUCGGUUCGUUGUUAUGGGUGGUAGUAACAGAAAUUUUCGAGGGACCAGCUAGGGCAUUAGGUUUUUCUAUAAGCCUUAAUUCAUCAUCUUUACUUGUAUUUAUAACAACCAAAUAUUUAGCAACAAUGAUUUCAACGGUAGGACCAGCUGCAACAUACUGGUUCUUUAGUUGUAUGUGUGUAUUAGUUGGAACUUUAAUAUACAUUUUAUUACCUGAAACUAAAGGCAAGACGUUUGGUGAAAUCCAGGAGGCAUUGGGUGUCAAAAAAGUGGUCGUUGAAGAUAAAACUGCUGAUGGAAAAAAGGAAAAGAGUAACGUGUAAUUUACAUCAUCAUAGAAAAUUAUAGUUUAACACAAAAGGUUACGAAAAAUAAACAUUUUUCGUUUCGUUUUUGUAGA